CGCUGUGGCGGCGCGGAGCCCAACCGGCAGCGCCGUAGCGCACAGCGCAGCGCCCGGCCCGGCCCAGGUCCCCGCAGGUCCCCGUCCCGCGGCCGGAGGAUGGCGGAGGAGCGGCCGCCGCAGCUGCUGGAUUACUUCGUGGUGGCGGGGCUGGCGGACGCGUCGCGGCCGCUGGAGGACGCGGAGCAGCGGCCGGCGCGGCGCGGGGAGCCGAUCACGGACGUGGCGCUGAUCAUCCGCUCGCAGGGCGAGGAGGUGCCGCACGGCUUCACGUGCAUCGAGCGCACGGCCGGCGGCCGCCCGGCGGAGCUGAGCGCGGGGCUCCUGCACAGCGCGCAGAUGUUCCUGUGCUACCGGCGCGGCCGCGACAAACCGCCGCUGCUCGAGCUGGGGGUUCACUGCGAGGGCCGCGACGCGCCGCGCCCCGGUUUCCGCCUGGUGGACACGACGCCGUACAGCCGCUGUGCCAACCUGGCGGCCGGCGCCCCGGGCGCCCCGCGCUGCUUCCUGUCGUACCGGCGGGCGGCGGAGCGCGGCCACGCGGCGCUGGGCGUCACCGAUCUGUGCCUCGUGAUGCCGGGCCGCGGCGAGAGCGUCCCGCACACCUUCAGCCGCGUGGAGCGCAGCCUCAACUGCGGCACGUGGGGCCCGGCGCUGUUCCUGUGCUACAAACUCGCCAUGGCCAAAGGGAACACGCUGGUGUACGAGGCAGGGCUGCUGGGCCGUUACCCGGAGGAGGACAGCGCCGCGUUCCCGCUGCCCGGCUCUGUGCCCGUCUUCUGCCUCCCCAUGGGGGCCACCAUCGAGAGCUGGCCGGCCGGCACCAAAUACCCGCUGCCCGUCUUCUCCACCUUCGUGCUGACCGGCGCCUCCGGGGACAAGGUGUACGGCGCCGCCAUCCAGUUCCACGAGCCGUUCCCGGCCGAGCGGCUGUCGGAGAAGCAGCGGCUGCGCCUGGGGCUGCUGAGCGUGGUGGACCGGCGCCCCGUGGGCGGCCGCUCGCUGCACAGCCGGAAGAGCAUCUGCGUGCUGUCGCACUGGCCGUUCUUCGACGUCUUCCGCAAGUUCCUCAUGUUCCUCUACCGCUACUCCGUGUCGGGGCCCCACGUCCUGCCGCUCGAGGCGCACAUCGCGCACUUCAUGCACAACGUCCCCUUCCCGUCCCCGCAGCGCCCGCGGAUCCUCGUGCAGAUGUCCCCAUACGACAGCCUGCUGCUGUGCCAGCCCGUCUCGUCGCCGCUGCCGCUCAGCGGGGCGAGCUUUGUGACCCUGCUGCAGACGCUGGGCGCGGAGCAGGCGGUGGCGCUGCUGGUGGCCGUGCUGACGGAGCAGAAGCUGCUCAUCCACUCCCUGCGGCCCGACGUGCUGACCAGCGUGGGAGAGGCGCUGGUGUCGAUGAUCUUCCCCCUGCGCUGGCAGUGCCCCUACAUCCCGCUGUGCCCGCUGGCGCUGUGCGACGUGCUGAGUGCCCCCGUGCCCUUCGUUGUAGGCCUGCAUUCCAGCUACUUCGACCUCCACGAGCCGCCGCGCGACGUCAUCUUCGUGGACCUGGACACCAACAGCAUCUUCCACCGUGAUCCUCGAGGUCCCUUCCGACCCAAACCGUGCCGCGGUUCCGUGACCCCCAGCCCUGUUCCUCUCCAGGAGAUGAAGGUGGCCCAACGCGUGGCACAGAAGUACUCCUCGGUGCCCGACAUGUGGGCCAAGUGUCUGCUGGGGCACUGCUACGGGCUGUGGUUCAUCUACCUGCCCACCCACGUCCGUGCCGCACCAUCCAAGGUGCGCGCGCUGCAGCUGGCCUACGAGGUGCUGCGCCAGAUGGAGAGCCACAAAGUGGUGCUGCCCGACGAGGUGUGCUAUAGGAUCCUGAUGCAGCUGUGCGGGCAGUACGGCGAGCCGGUGCUGUCGGUGCGGGUGCUGCUGGAGAUGAAGCGCGCCGGCAUCGUGCCCAACACCAUCACCUAUGGGUACUACAACAAGGCGGUGCUGGAGAGCAAAUGGCCGGCGAGCACCCAGGGAGGGCGGCUGCGGUGGGCGAAGCUGCGCAAUGUGGUGCUGGGCGCCGCGCAGUUCCGGCAGCCGCUGAGGCAGAGGCAGCAGAGGGCAGCAGAGCUCCAGGCCCCCCCCCCGCAGCCCCCCCGGCCCCGCGCCGCCCUGCAGCGCCAAACCACGUGGGCCGGGCGCAGCCUUCGGGACCCCCCCGCAGCCCCCAGGUUGGUGAAGAGCGGCAGCCUCAGCUUCCCCCGAGCCGAAGCGCCCACCCUGGAAGCCGGAGUCGGGCAGAUGCUGCGAGCCCUGGGCGCCCCGGACCCCCCCCCGGCGCGGGACGCGGCGUCGGCGGAGGGCAGCCUGUCUGACGUCAGCUUCGCCACGGAUGAGAGCGAGAGGGCGGACGAGGGGGGGCCGGGGGGCUCCGGGCGGGAGGAGGAGAGCGGCGGGACCCCCAGGAGGGGGCUGGCGGCCAAACUGCAGCAGCUUUUGUCCCCGGGGAGGAAACCCUCGGCCCGGCACGCGGCCGAGCGGCGCGGCGGCCACCGGGAGCGGAGCGAAGCGGGGGGGGGCGGCACCGAGCAGCGCGAGGCCCCCCAGCGCCGCAGCCCCAUGGAGACCCUGCUGCACCCCAGGGAGAGACCCGGCUCCACCGCCUCCGAGAGCUCCGUCUCGCUGGGCAGCGACUUCGACUUCGAGGCGUCGCCGGGCAGCCAGAAAGGCGGUGAAGCCCCCAGGGAUGCGACGCCGGAGCCCCCCGGUGUGGAGGUGCUGCUGUCCAGCUGCUCGCGGUGCCAGGGCUGCGGCUCGUUGGUGUACGACGAGGAGGUGAUGGCAGGAUGGAGCUCCGACGACUCCAACCUCAACACCACGUGUCCCUUCUGCGGCCGAGCCUUCGUGCCCUUCCUCAGCAUCGAGAUCCAGGACUUCCAGGCGCCCAGGUGGGACCCUGCUGGUGCCCGUGGUGCCCCGUCCUGCCAGCAUCCCCUCCAGCCAUCCCCAUUAUUCCCAGCUCUUCUGCUCCCGUCAUCCCUGUCUCCUCACUGCCAUCAUCCCAUCCAUCCACCCCCAUUAUCCCCCAUCCUUCCAUCCCAGCAUCCCCUCCAUCCACCCACCCACCCAUCCAUGUGGGGGGGGGGUCGCUCUGUGGGGGCUCCGUGGGGAAGCGCUACUCACAGCCCCCCCGCAGCCGCGUUCGACAAGAAGUACCGCUCCGCGUUCAGCAAGCUGGCGGGCAGCCUGGGCAAGGAGGAGCUGCGGCGGCGGCGGGCGCAGCCCCCCAGUUCCAAAGCCAUGGACUGCCGCAAGAGCUUCGGGGCCCCGCUGGAGUGUUAGGGGCCGGGGGGGCGCACACGACCCCCCCCCCGCCGCAGCCCCGCGGGUUUUUUAUGUCAGUGUUCAUAGAUAUGAUUAUUUUUUAUUUAUUCCUCCUCCCGUCACUGGAAGCCCCCCCCGGGGGGGGCACCCCGCACUGUGCAAUACGGCUCCCCGCCCCCCCCCCGGGGCGCCGAUGUCAAUAAAGCCGCCGCAGUAUUUUCUCCGC
Messenger RNA from Phasianus colchicus (ring-necked pheasant), 3532 nucleotides. Lineage: Eukaryota; Metazoa; Chordata; Aves; Galliformes; Phasianidae. The record is from RefSeq and is a predicted model, not a curated record.